UAAGCGGGCAGAUCGAUAUUCUCGCCGCUUAACUGACAGUGCGUUAGAUUAUUCUGUGGAGAAUGGUCCGUGAAUCAUACGUUCAUACGAUGCCGCUGCAAUUGCAACAAUAAAUCUUUAUUCGCGAACAUACAAAUCACGAACUGUAAGCGUACAAGUUUUAUGUUAUUCUGCCAGCGUGCGUACUAUCGCCCGCGCCCUCUUCAAGCGCUUAUCAGUUAGAUCAUCAAAAGGUCAUCGGAGCAUCGACGGGUAACCUUGAGUGUUUGGUGCGAUUGCUAUGCACUCGCACUUUGCUACGCAUCGCUCGAUAGGGCAGUCCGUUCCAAACGCAGUCCGGAGUGGCUGUCCGACACGGUACGGUCAAAAUGGGUCUCUUUCCAUUCUCACCAUUGGUUGUAGCGAUUCUCCUUACGCCGAGUGUUCUGGGAGCCGUCCAAGUGUCCGUGCCGACACCGGAAAUCGAAUCAACGACUAACAUCUGGAGCACGGAGGAUGAAAAUUUGGCCGACUGGAAGGUGGAAGAGUGUGUUGUGGAGGGUCAGCAUCCGGCAAUCGACUCGGCCCUCCUCCGUGGACACUGCCCACUGGCGGUGGAACAACUUCGCGUACCAGUUGGAGCACUUGCGGUGCAAGAGGAGGCAUUCGCAUCGUAUACCAAUCUAACCUCACUUCAUUUGGACAACAACUGGCUGGCCGACGUACCGAAGAAGGCUCUCGCAGGUCUGCCUGCCCUCAAGUCGCUGUCAAUUAGCGGCAAUCGGUUGCCGUCCGUACGGAGCGACGUGUUCCUGGAUGUGACACAGUUGGUGUGGCUGUCGUUGAGUGACAACGCCAUAACGUUCAUCCAGCCGGACUCACUGGAGGCACUGGAGAGCUUAACAUUUCUCAAUCUGAGCUGGAAUCGGAUCGCUACACUCGAAGGAAACUGGUUACAAGCGUUACAUCGAUUGCAGGUGCUCGAUCUCAGCUACAACAACGUCGCCCAGCUGAAGCCAACCACAUUCCAUUCGCUCGAGGCGUUAACGGAGCUAC
Messenger RNA from Anopheles cruzii, 1035 nucleotides. RefSeq names its product leucine-rich repeat-containing protein 26-like. Gene Ontology annotation, cellular component: voltage-gated potassium channel complex. The record is from RefSeq and is a predicted model, not a curated record. Gene Ontology annotation, molecular function: voltage-gated potassium channel activity; potassium channel activator activity; transmembrane transporter binding. The annotation marks the transcript as partial. The transcript has 2 exons. Lineage: Eukaryota; Metazoa; Arthropoda; Insecta; Diptera; Culicidae.